UAUGAUAAAUCUUCUUUUUUUGAAAUUUUGGAUUUAAUUUUGCUUGUGGAUAAGUAUCUUACAUAAUUACCUUUAAUCAAGACGUUGAAUGUUGUCCCACGCAAUUGCGAUUUUACAGAGAGAGAGAGAGAGAGAGAGAGAGAGAGAGAGAGAUCUGAGGAUUUGGUGUUUUGAAUUUGUUGGGUUUAUGGAGUUUUGAUUCUAAUUUGGAGGCUUGAAAUUUUUGUUGGGAAAUACUAUUUUUAACUCUAAUGAUACCUCUCGUUUAUUAGAAAUGACAAGGCUAUAGAAUUCAAAUUGCGUGAAUCCGCAUUAGAAAACUCCUUUUGCCCUUUUCUAUUUGGCAUGUUUUACCAAUGGAAAUGGACCAUGAGAAUUACUUUUCCAUUUGUGUCUGCGGCUUUAAGGAUACUCUUUUAUGGACAGUUUGGGCUUAUUACUCAUAUUUAAGGUCUCCAAGUUUAAAUGUAGAGUGCUGUACUGUUGAUUGUGUGCAGGACGAUUUGGCUUUUGAUUGGGGUAAUAAUCGGGAGAUGGCAACUGGGUUUGGGGAAUCAACAAGCAGGCAAACCCAAAACCCCCAAUUUUCUAGCAACAACGGUAAUGGUGAUGCUGGUAAUUUUGAAUGCAAUAUUUGCUUUGACUUAGCUCAGGAUCCUAUCGUAACUUUGUGUGGCCAUCUUUUCUGUUGGCCUUGUCUUUAUAAAUGGCUCCACUUUCAUUCACAAUCCAAGGAAUGCCCAGUUUGUAAGGCUCUGGUGGAGGAGGAGAAGUUGGUUCCCCUGUAUGGUAGAGGUAAAACGUCGACUGAUCCCAGAUCAAAGUCCAUUCCUGGUGUUAAUAUUCCUAACCGCCCGGCUGGGCAGAGGCCUGAAACAGCCCCUCCACCAGGACCAAAUGACUUUGCCCAACAUGGAUUUGGAUUUAUGGGAGGGUUGGGAGGAUUUGCACCAAUGGCAACAGCUAGAUUUGGGAAUUUUACAUUGUCUGCAGCUUUUGGUGGUCUCAUCCCUUCACUUUUUAACCUUCAAUUGCAUGGGUUUCCUGAUGCUGCCAUGUAUGGUGCAGCUGCUGGCUUUCCUUAUGGGUUCUCUAAUUCAUUUCAUGGCGGCCAUGCACAUGGAUAUCCUCAGCACCAAGUGCAAGGACAGCAAGAUUAUUAUCUGAAAAGGCUACUUUUGUUAAUUGGUUUUUGUGUUCUUCUUGCUCUCAUUUGGCAAUAGACUAAAUCUGUUUUCACAAAUGGAUAUUUAGGGCUUAUAAUCUCAUGUCAUUGUAAAUCUGUUAGUGCAUUUUUCUUUUCUUGUUAUUGAGGAAAUUGUCCAUAGCUACACUGUCAGAACUCUUGUAGGUUCUCCUUGUUUUUCAUCAGCUAUUUGGAAUGUGAUUUGCAUUUUUUUUUCUUGUCA
Messenger RNA from Hevea brasiliensis (rubber tree), 1409 nucleotides. RefSeq lists its product as uncharacterized. The coding region runs from base 357 to 1223 and encodes 288 amino acids. NCBI's taxonomy places the organism in Eukaryota, Viridiplantae, Streptophyta, Magnoliopsida, Malpighiales, Euphorbiaceae. The transcript has 2 exons. Gene Ontology annotation, molecular function: metal ion binding; ubiquitin protein ligase activity; ubiquitin-like protein conjugating enzyme binding. Gene Ontology annotation, cellular component: endoplasmic reticulum. The record is from RefSeq and is a predicted model, not a curated record. Gene Ontology annotation, biological process: ubiquitin-dependent protein catabolic process.